Sesamum indicum (sesame) is the source of this 1716-nucleotide messenger RNA. RefSeq names its product putative carotenoid cleavage dioxygenase 4, chloroplastic. NCBI's taxonomy places the organism in Eukaryota, Viridiplantae, Streptophyta, Magnoliopsida, Lamiales, Pedaliaceae. Gene Ontology annotation, cellular component: chloroplast stroma. Gene Ontology annotation, biological process: carotene catabolic process. Gene Ontology annotation, molecular function: carotenoid dioxygenase activity. The record is from RefSeq and is a predicted model, not a curated record.
AUGAUAGUUCCUCAACUAGUGAUUGUUCCAUCACUUGGAACUCAAGAGAAGUACCUCCAAACCAAGAAUACUAUCAGUUCCAAGUCCAAAAAGAAGUCAAUUACAGUAUCAAAACAUUACAUAAGAUUGGUCGAAAAUAAUGGGAGCAAAAGAAGAAGCAACAAAUCCUUAGCAACCAUAUUCUUUAAGUCAUUAGAUGACUUCAUAUCCACCUACAUGGACUUGCCCCUUCGCCCAUGCAUCGACCCCAUGCACGUUCUCUCCGGUAACUUCGCCCCCGUUGACGAGCUUCCUCCCACUCCAUGUCACGUCGAUGAGGGUAGCCUGCCUAGUGCUCUUGACGGUGUGUACAUCCGCAACGGCCCCAAUCCUCAGUUCAUCCCUCACGGCCCGUUCCAUGUUUUUGAUGGAGAUGGAAUGCUGCACUCUAUCCGAAUAUCCAAUGGGGAAGCUGUUUUCUGUAGUCGAUAUGUUAAGACUUGUAAGUACAUGGCGGAGCAGAAAAUGGGGUAUCCGUUCAUUGUAAGUCCAUUUUCUUCCUUCAACGGCACAGCGGCUGCCAUCGCACGUUUCGUGCUAGGUGUAGCACGAAAGCUAGCCGGACACUUCGACCCUAUGGUCAAUGGCUUUGGAACGGCGAACACUAGUUUAGCCAUGUUUGGUGGGAUGCUCUUUGCUCUCUGCGAGUCUGAUCUUCCCUACCAAGUAAGAGUAACAUCUGAUGCAGACAUAAUCACUGUCUCCCGCCAUGAUCUUUACACCAAUGACCCGACCUUGAGAAUGACUGCUCAUCCAAAGAUCGACUCAGAGACAGGUGAAGUUUUUGCGUUCAGAUGCGACAUAGUUCCUCCAUUCUUGACAUUUUUCCGGGUCGACACAAGCGGGAGAAAGGGCCCGGAUGUGCCGAUUUCCUCCCUGGAGAGAGCGCUAGUGGUUCAUGAUUUUGCUCUUUCCAAAAACUUCAUUAUUUUCCAAGACACGCAGGUGGGAAUCAACCUUAUGGACAUGAUGAGAGGAAAAUCGGUAAUGGUGUUCAAGCCGGACAAAGUGCCGAGGCUAGGAAUCUUGCCACGAUACGCCCAUGACGAGACUGAACUAGUGUGGAUUGAUGCUCCAGGAUUCAACAUGCUACAUUCAAUUAAUGCUUGGGAAGAAGAAUUUGGGAAAAAAGUUGUAAUCCUGGCUCCAAAUCUACUAUCCAUCGAGCAGGGAUUGGAGGACACAAGUUUAUAUCACUCGGUGAUCGAAAAGUUAACCAUAGAUGUUGAAACAAAGCAGGUUGUAAGGCGUUCAUUGUGCAACGAAAACCUCGAGUUCGGAGUCAUUAAUCCAGCUUAUGCUGGAAAGAAGAACAGGUACGUGUAUGCAGGCGUAGCAGCUCAGCUACCGAGGGUGAGAGGAGUCAUGAAACUUGACGUCUCCCGACUAACUGCGGAUGGCGGGGACUGCACGGUGGCUAGCAGGCUGUAUGGGCUGGGUUGGUACGGCGGUGAAGCUUGUUUCGUGCCGAGAGAGCCCGAUAAUCCGGCGGCUGAAGAGGACGAUGGUUUCCUGGUAACAUAUGUGCACAAUGAGGAAAAUGAGGAAUCCUGGUUCAUAGUCAUGAACGCUAAAUCUCCAACUCUAGACAUUGUUGCUAGAGUUAGAUUGCCUGGUCGUGUGCCUUAUGGCUUCCACGGGCUGUUUGUCAGGGAAGCUGACCGCAAACUAACAUAG